Molecule: messenger RNA, 2629 nt
Organism: Exophiala dermatitidis NIH/UT8656
Lineage: Eukaryota; Fungi; Ascomycota; Eurotiomycetes; Chaetothyriales; Herpotrichiellaceae
Product: acyltransferase
Exons: 2
Coding region: 396-1658 (420 amino acids)
Cellular component (GO): endomembrane system
Molecular function (GO): acyltransferase activity
Source: RefSeq, a predicted model, not a curated record
UGAAGUUGUGCUACGUAUUUGCUAUGCACUGGCAUCGGCUUGACACGAACGUCAGGCACCCGCGGCCGGAGCAGAUCAACUUGAGAUAGACAAUUGAUGUACUGACGCCUCAUAAUAGGAUUGUUCAUCCUACACUUUCACUCUUUCCAUCUUGAAUCCGUUACGGUUCCCUGACAUCCUUCACUCGGCAUCCCUCAUAUCCCCAUUAUUCACUGGCGUUGCUGCGAUUCAUCCCGCCGUUUCCGUCCUUUGUCCUGUCUUGACCGACUGUCAAAUAAAUGGCACCGACAGUGCCAUCGUCCGAGUUUCCCUUUCUUCUUUCAGUGCUCAGCGAAUCUUUACAGUAAUCAAGCAGUAGAGUACAGUUGGUUACGACAUCUCCCCACCUUCAAACCAUGGCGGCCGAUGAUACCUUGCGAAGACGUGCUCCUGAUACCACAUAUCCCUCGGACACCGCCCCAGCUUUAGGCGAUGGAGGGCCUCCCACGAGCGAACAUCCUGCGGGCGAAAUCAAAUAUGGGACCUGGAACCAAAUACUGCGUGCGCUGCUUCUCCUGGACUGGUUCAACUGCGGUGCGGUGUGCAUCAAUGUCACCCAGUUUCUCGGGGCGCCUUUGUACUGGUGGAACAAGGAUUACUACUACGCAUACAUGGCGUUGACGAAGCAAUCGUUCGGAAUUCUAGGAAUUGCAGGAACAAGAUGGUUUGCGCCUACAAAAGUGCGGGUCAGUUGGGACAAGGAUCUGCGAGGACAAUUCCGCAAGACUACGGCCGGCACGCUGGAGACGACAUUCCCCGAACGACUCGUCUACAUUGCGAACCAUCAGGUCUAUACCGAAUGGCUGUAUCUGUGGUGGAUCGCCUACACGAGCAGGAUGCAUGGGCACAUCUUUAUCAUUCUGAAAGAGUCCUUGAAGUAUGUUCCGAUUCUAGGUCCUGGCAUGAUGUUCUACGGCUUCAUUUUCAUGGCCCGCAAAUGGGCUGCGGACAAACCCCGGCUUCAACAUCGACUGGAAAAGUUAAAAACGCGACACAGUGGUCCAAUGUCCGGCUCGGCGGGGUUGGACCCUAUGUGGUUGUUGAUCUUUCCCGAAGGUACGAAUCUGUCGCGGAAUACGAAGAAAGUCAGCUCGAGAUGGGCGGAAAAGCAAGGCAUUCCUGACACCAGGCAUGUGCUUCUGCCCCGCAGUACUGGUUUGUUUUUCUGUCUGCAACAAUUGCAAGGCACGGUCGACUGGGUGUACGAUUGUACGAUUGCUUAUGAAGGAACCCCAAAAGGUGGCUUUGCGCCCGAAUAUUUCACCAUCCGAUCAACCUACCUACAAGGCCGACCGCCAAAGUGCGUCAACAUGCAUUGGCGGCGGUUUGCCAUGGCGUCGAUUCCCCUGAACGAUGCGAAAGAAUUCGAGAAGUGGCUGUUGGAACGCUGGCGCGAGAAGGACGAUCUCUUGGAGAGAUGGUACGAAACGGGAUACUUUCCAGGCGACGAGGAGGCCGCCAAUGCGUCCAGGGGCAUUUCCAAGGGCGGCUACAUUGAGACGGAAAUGACCCUCAACAACUGGAUGGAAAUUGGGCAGAUAUUCGUUGUAUUAGCGACCCUUGCAUUGGUGGUCAACGUGGUUUUGAAAUUCGUCGGCAUCUUUAUCGCUUUGAAAUGAUGGCGAGCCAUUGGCACCUGUUCAGCAUAACUCGGGGGCGUGCGGGCGCCGAAUGGUGUCUGAAACAAGGCUGAAUAUGUAGGUAAAUUACGGGACGUUCUGGCUGCGGGCGAGGAUGGGAACCACACCGGAUACCUUGACCAUGCCGUUGACACAGGAGUAUCGCAUAGUCUUAACCGUAUCGAUUUCAAAGAUGCAAAUGCACGAAUCGAGACUUUGAUUGCCCUGACAGAUGUCCCUGCAGCGAUCACCUACUAGUAGGUAUUAUUAACAGAAACCUUUGGAAUCAAUUUGACCGUUGGCGCUCAAAUAGAUUAUUGGCCUUGGUCUGUGGCUCUGGGACCGAUCAGACUCGGCAUCUUCCGAACCAACUUCUAGCGAACCCUUCAAGUUGGGGCUCGGUUGCUUCCGAGUCCAAUACAACAGCACCGGUAAUGAUAAUGACCACUAGUACAAGUUGUUAUUGCACCUGGGGUCAUUAGAUCGUCGUCGCGUAUCAUGACAGCCUCUACGAGAUUGCUGCAGUGCGGUCGAUGCGCUUGAUCUCUACUGUACAUGUGGUGGUGAGUAAUCCGCAGGGAGACUUGAUAUCGGUGGUGUACCAUGUAGGUACCUAGGUAUGUCUAUAUAGGAAGAGAGGAUCUAGACUUUUCUAGAAUAGAGGAUUUAUAAGUAUACUUAUAAAUCAUAGGUAGAUGGGUUGAUGCGAUGGUGAUGGACGGUGACAAUUGCACAAAGGAGCCGAAAUGGCCGGGAGGGAUUCAGUGGCGGUGUCCAAAACAGUCCAGCCUCAGGAAAGGAUGAGCUUCAGAGCAUGAUCGAAGUCCAAGGAUCUGGUGAGAAGAGAGUAGCACUUAGCUCCAAGGGUUACAGCCUCCGACUGUAAUGUCGUUGUUGGAUAUGCCAAAGUGGUCAUCAGGCCAUCUGUACCUAGGUACUGCUAGGUCGAAGCCACUGAAUCCGUCUACCAA